AGUAAGCUGGUGUGCCACAUGACCAACUGGGCCCAGUACAGACCCAGCAUUGCCAAAUUCACCCCACAAAACAUCGACCCCUUCCUGUGCACCCACGUCAUCUACGCUGUGGCCACCAUCAACAGCUUCAACCAACUCACCACCGUCGAGUGGAAUGAUGAGCAGCACUACGGCGCACUCAGCAACCUCAAGAAUGCAUUUAUUGCCAUGGUCUCCAAAGCUGAGAGUCGUACAACCUUUGUCAGGUCCGCCAUCAGCUUCCUGCGCACUCAUAACUUUGAUGGGCUGAACCUGGCUUGGGAAUAUCCUGGACAAAAUGGCAGCCCAGCAGAGGACAGGGAGAGGUUCACUCUGCUGGUUGCGGAGCUAGCCAAGGCCUUUGAGGAUGAUGCCAAAGAAAACAGGAGGACUCGGUUGCUGCUGUCGGCCAAUGUUGCUGGAUUGCGUGAAACCAUUAACCAAGGAUAUGAAGUCGACAAAAUUUCAGCCUACCUUGACUUCAUGAAUGUCAUGACCUACGACUACCAUGGAUCCUGGGAGAAAGUUACUGGACACAACAGCCCACUGUACCAGAGUCCCCUGGACGCUGGCUCAAUCGCUCAUCACAACAUAAACUCUUCUAUCUCCCACUGGAUCUCUUUGGGAGCUUCAGCUGAGAAGCUGCUGCUGGGUUUCUCAACAUAUGGACGAACCUUCCGUCUUACCAGUGGUGCUAAUGGCCUGGGAGCACCAGCCAAUGGCCCUGCAGAUGAGGGACCCUACACUCGCACUGCUGGUUUCUGGUCUUACUAUGAGGUCUGUGACUUCAUCAACGCUGCUCAUGUUGGAUGGAUUACUGAACAGAAGGUUCCAUAUGCCACCUAUGGCAGCUCCUGGGUGGGCUAUGAUGACAGGUCCAGCUAUUCUUACAAGGUCCAAUGGAUGACUGCCAACAAGUUGGGAGGUGCUCAUGUGUGGACAAUGGACAUGGAUGACUUUACCGGAACCUUCUGCUCAGCUGGAGCUUAUCCUCUCAUCAACCACCUCAGGAUGUCAAUGGGCUUCGCUCCAAAGCCCACCACCACACCAGCCCCUACCACCACCAGGGACCCACUCGCUGACUUCUGCCGGGGACGCCCCGAUGGUUUGUACGAGAACACAGCUGACAAGACCACUUACUUCCAGUGCUUCCAGGGAAACACCUACCUGCACUACUGCCAGCCCGGACUCAUCUACUGGGACUCCUGCAAGUGCUGCAACUGGCCCUGA
This is a messenger RNA of Stegastes partitus (bicolor damselfish), 1248 nucleotides long. RefSeq names its product acidic mammalian chitinase-like. The coding region runs from base 19 to 1248 and encodes 409 amino acids. The record is from RefSeq and is a predicted model, not a curated record. NCBI's taxonomy places the organism in Eukaryota, Metazoa, Chordata, Actinopteri, Pomacentridae. Gene Ontology annotation, biological process: carbohydrate metabolic process. Gene Ontology annotation, molecular function: chitin binding. The transcript is spliced from 8 exons. Gene Ontology annotation, cellular component: extracellular region.